Molecule: messenger RNA, 2899 nt
Organism: Zootoca vivipara (common lizard)
Lineage: Eukaryota; Metazoa; Chordata; Lepidosauria; Squamata; Lacertidae
Product: zinc finger protein RFP-like
Molecular function (GO): zinc ion binding; protein binding
Source: RefSeq, a predicted model, not a curated record
ACCAAAGCUUUUAUUCCUGUUUCAGGCAGACGAAAUGGCAGACGAGGGUCCAGUCCAGAACCUCUGCGAGGAAACGACAUGCCCCAUCUGCCUGGAGUAUUUCACAGAUCCAGUGAUCAUAGACUGCGGCCACAUUUUCUGCCAAACCUGCAUCACCAAAGUUUGGGGGAAAUCAGACGGAGAUGCUUCUUGCCCUCAGUGCAGGGAACCUUGCCAGCAAAGGAAUUUCAGGCCCAUCCGUCAACUGGCGAGCAUUGUGGAAAUAGCCAAGAAAUUCAGCCUUCAGAUGGCCAAAGGGGCGGAAGCGCUGGGAAGGGUUUGCGAGAGACACCAGGAGCCCCUGAAGCUCUUCUGUGAAGAUGACCAAGCCCCCAUCUGUGUGGUGUGUGACAAAUCCAAGGAGCACAGGGAACACAAAGUGAUCCCAAAGGAAGAAGCCUUUGAAGAGUAUCAGGGUAAAAUCCUGUGUCAUUUGGAGUUCCUGAACAAACAGAGAGAAGAAAUUCUGUCUUCUAAACUGAAGGGAGAGACUGAAAGUUGGAAUCUGCUGGAGCAGACAGACAUGGAGAGGCAAAAUAUCGUGGCUGAUUUCAAAGAAUUCCACCAGUUUCUGGAAGAACAAGAGCGCCUCCUGCUGGCUCAAUUGGAGGAACUGGACAAUGGGGUUAAAAACUGUAGGAAUCAAUAUAUUUCCAAACUCUGUGAGGAAAUGGCCUCCCUUGACAACCUAAUCAGGCAGCUGGAGGAGAAACAGAAGCAGCCAGUGAAUGAAUUCUUGCAGAAUAUGAGAAGCACCCUGGAAAGGUGUAAUGAAAAUGAAAAGACAACAAUGAUUGCAAUAGCUUUUCCUUAUGGAUUAAAACAGCAAAUAGAUAAAUUCUCUAAAAUGCAUCCUUUUUUGGAGAAGGAGAUCAAGAAAUUCAAAGACGUUGUGUUCCCUGGACCUCAAAAAAAGAAUGGAGUAGCAAUACAAGCUUUCUUGGGUCCCAAGCUGCCUGCCCUGGGUGAAGAUAUGGCCUUUCCUGAACUAGUCCUAUCCGCAUAUAGCCAAGGAACAGCCCAAGGAACGUAUAUGAAGCAGCAAUAUUAUUACUCCGGAUUCUCAAAUAAAAUUAGUUGUUGCUCCUAUGUUGUGGGAGUUGAGAGAAUCACCUCAGGGACCCAUUCCUGGAUAGUGAAUGUGGAGCACAAUAACGUCUGGGCUGUGGGGGUUGUCAAGGAGUCUUUAAGGGGGUUCCAUAUUGGCAAUUUGAAUGAUGAAAGUGGGAUCUGGGUUAUUGCGAGGAUAUCAACUAAAAACUCAUCUUAUGGUAGUGAAUUUUAUGCUUCCACUCAUCCUGGAAUAUCUGUGGGAUCAUCACCCUCGGCCAGAACGCAACCCCUUAUGUUCAACUCAAGUGAGAUUCAGCCAAGCAGGAUCCGUGUGCUUGUGAACUAUGAAGCAGGAUUAGUAAUCUUCCGCGAUGCUGACUCAAAUGAUGCUCUCUUUACCUUCAAUGCUUCAUUCUCUGGGGAAGAAGUCUCCUCCUUUCUCUGUAUAGGGAAGAGAUGAGGUUGGCAUUUGCUGCAAACUUGACAGGCCAGCGGGAGGUGCCAAGUCCUUUAAAACCAGGGAUGGGUGGGGAAGUUUAAAAAACAACAUUGGGGGGGUCAGGAGGAAGGAACUUAAUCCUCUCUCCACACAUACUUUCCUUCCUCAAAUGUCUGGGGAAAGAACUAUUUUUGGGCGGGGUAUGUGUGGUGUGGAAAGGACUCGGCAUAUUAAGCGCCCCCCCCCCCCCCGCUGCCAGCUUCUUUAGAGGGAAUUAGUAACAGUCAGACUCUGACACACAGUGUCAUUGCUGUCUAGUCUGAAUGGGCCCUGCAGGCUUUCUCUUCCAAAGAGCGCUCUGUUGUGGGAAGCCAAACACAUGAAAACUGCCAUACAGCCACAGCUUCAGGAGGAAGUAGUAGCUGAGGAGGGGAGGCUUUUCUUUUUAAACAUUUUUUUAUUAAAUUUUUAUUAAAUUUUCAUUUUAUCUUGUUUACAUCUCAAUACUUUUCAUAUCAUCACAAACAUCCUUGCUCAUUCUGAGCUUCAACUUCCCUCCCUCCCAUUCCCUGGUUUUCAUUUAAAUGCCUACUUAUUAUCUAAAGAGCUGGAUGGAUGAUUUUAUGUGCUUCAGGUAGUUGUUCUAUUUCUUUUUAUAUUGGUUUAAUUGUCGUCACCCGCUCUAGAACCUGAUGUCCAAAGGUGUGUAAGGAACCUUGUAAAUUAAUAAAAGUAAUUCUGCUUACUGCAUUUGUGUGUGCCGUUAAUGUCUUAAUGUCCAAGCUGCUCAGAGGAUUUGCAGAACCACUGUUAAGUAUCUCUUGUUUGAACCAGUGGAGGACAAGGUGUUCAUGCCUGCUCUUAAAUUACAACUCUUAAACUGCUGUUGCUUUCUUUUAGUCUCUAAUACAGUAUAUGCAAUAAGCAAGGGCUCCAUUGAUCCAGAAAGUGGUCUGAACCAGCAGGGCUCUUCUGGAAGUACGUGCUUUAAAGUGAGAUAAGAAUCAAAACAAUUCCUCCAUGUUCGAAAUGACCGGCUUCAGAUUUAACAUUUCCGAACAUGACCCAUGUUGAUGUGAGGCACGGGUGGUGAGCCCAAACGCUACAUUCCCUUGCGUCUGGAGUUUGAAAAGAAUUGGCCCCACCCCAUGGGUGAACUUUGACGGAUCACAUAAUAUCACUAUGAAAUUACAUGAUUGACAGAUGAAUUCAAGAAGGAUACUGACAAGCUGGAACGUGUCCAGAGGAGGGCAACCAAAAUGGUCAAAGGCCUGGAAACAAUGCCUUAUGAGGAACGGCUUAGGGAGCUGGGUAUGUUUAGCCUGGGGAAGAGAAGGUUAAGGGGUGAUAUGAUAGCCAUGUUCAAAU